ACUUUGAGCAGUCAGGCGGCGCUGUUGAGGCCGCUUCUCACGUUGAUGCCUGGCCUGCCUCCAGCGGAGAGCAGUGCGUGGUUGGAUGUGAGCGCCACAGACCUGUCUCUACUUCCAGAUCGAAGAUGGCGGUCUCGGUGUUCCCCGGCGUGCGGCUCCUCUCCAUCGGAGACGCGAAUGGAGACAUACAGCGACACUCAGAGCAGCAGCCCCUGCGGCUAGAAGUCAGGAGCACACACGACGCUGCUCUCAUCAAUCUCUCCAAUGGAGAGGAGGCAAGCGUGUUCAAGUGUUCGGUUUCCAGGGAGACAGAGUGCAGCCGCGUGGGGAAGCAGUCAUUCAUCAUCACACUGGGCUGCAACAGCGUCCUGCUGCAGUUCUCCUCGCCUGCAGACUUUCAGUCCUUUUAUAACCUCCUGAAGAACAGUCGUGGACAUGUCAAUGAGCGCUCAGUCUUCAGUGACAGAACAGAGGACUCCUCUGCUGUACAAUACUUCCAGUUUUAUGGCUACCUCUCCCAGCAACAGAACAUGAUGCAGGACUACGUUCGGACAGGGACUUACCAACGGGCUAUUCUCCAGAACCACACCGACUUCAAGGACAAGGUGGUGCUGGAUGUUGGCUGUGGCUCGGGGAUCCUCUCUUUCUUUGCAGCCCAAGCUGGAGCAAGGAAGGUCUACGCUGUGGAGGCCAGCACCAUGGCACAGCACGCCGAGGUGCUGGUGAACAGUAACCGUCUGGGGGAGCGCGUGAUCGUCAUCCCGGGGAAGGUGGAGGAGGUGACACUCCCCGAGCAGGUUGACAUCAUCAUCUCAGAGCCCAUGGGCUACAUGUUGUUCAACGAGCGCAUGCUGGAGAGCUACCUGCAUGCCAAGAAGUUCCUGAAACCCAAUGGUAAAAUGUUCCCCACUAUCGGUGACGUCCACCUGGCCCCCUUCACAGAUGAGCAGCUCUACAUGGAGCAGUUCACCAAGGCCAACUUCUGGUACCAGCCCUCCUUCCAUGGUGUAGACCUCUCUGCCCUGCGGGGAGCAGCAGUGGACGAGUAUUUCCGCCAGCCCAUUGUGGACACAUUUGAUAUCCGUAUUCUGAUGGCCAAGUCGGUCAAAUACACAGUCAACUUCCUGGAGGCCAAAGAAGAGGAUCUCUACAGGAUAGAGAUUCCUUUUAAGUUCCACAUGAUGCACUCAGGCCUGGUGCACGGCCUGGCUUUCUGGUUUGAUGUGGCGUUUAUGGGAUCAUCGAUGACAGUAUGGCUGUCCACAGCACCCACAGAGCCUCUCACCCACUGGUACCAGGUCCGCUGUCUGCUGCAGUCCCCCCUCUUCACCAAGGCCGGGGACACGCUGUCCGGCACUGCCAUGCUGGUGGCCAACAAGAGACAAAGCUACGACAUCAGUAUUGUUGCCCAGGUGGAUCAGACAGGAUCAAAGUCCAGCAACCUCCUGGACUUGAAGAACCCCUUUUUCAGGUACACAGGCACCACCCCCAACCCCCCUCCUGGCUCACACUACACCUCCCCGUCCGAGAACAUGUGGAACACGGGCACGGCCUACAGCAUGAAUCAGGGGAUGGCUGUAUCAGGGAUGCCUGCAGCUUAUGACCUCAGCACAGUCAUUGGCAGCGGCCCGGCGGUGUCUCACAACAACCUCAUCCCCCUGGGUACGAAUCGCACUCCCCCCGACUUCUCAACAUCUCAUGUGAACACCGGAAUUGUAAACCACACCCACUCCAGGAUGGGCUCCAUCAUGAGCACAGGAAUUGUCCAGGGAGCCACCACUGGCCAGUCGGGUCCCAGCAGCAGCGGUACUUACUAUCCCGUCACCAACCAGUUCACCAUGGGGGGCGCAGCAAUCUCCAUGGCCUCGCCGAUGGUCAUCCCCAGCAACACCAUGCAUUACGGCAGUUAAGGCGAGGACCUGACGGAGACCCCUUCGACCGCCCCGCCCCCGCAUGACAAGAGAUUCCCCGCCACACCCAGGCCCCCCAAAACCCUUCAGCCCCGACUGACGCACCGACCGCAGCCAAAACCAAUAUACCAAAACCAGUGCUGUGCUGGCACUGCCUCCCCUUGUUCGUCCUCCUCAUUCUACUCUGUUCAGUCCAUCACUAUAUGAACGGUCGAACGCUCUCCUAUCCGUCCAGACUCUUUUGUCUUGCUGACUCUUUUGCCCCCCCCCCCCCCUUCGGAUCCAUUGGGACUUCAACUUGUGCACAGCUGGGAUGCACAGCCGUUAUUUCCUCUCCCCUCCUCCCUUAAACAUGUAUCUCAGUCCCUCCGCUUCCCCUCCUUUAUUGUUUUUGAAUGUCUUUGUUUUUUUUAUUUUAGAUGUCAUAAAGCCCCCAAAGUGAUUUUUCAACCCCCCCUUUCUACCCUGAGGCCAACCUCGCUGCCAGACACCAGUAUCAGUCCGUUCCUACAGUUCUCCAGACCAGAUCUACACUAAAUAUUUUCAUUUGUACAGUAGGGCGCCGUUAUUAUUAUCAUCGUCAUCAUUAGUACUCGACUCUGGGCUGCCAUGCAGGCUUCUCAUAUCGGAACCGCACUUUUUUCUCAAGAGACGGACUCACUCGAGACAAAUCGCUAGUUAACACGUUUUCCCCCGCUCACUAAGAAAUGCAGAUAGUUUUGGUUUUAAGUGGAGACAUCAUUAAACAGAAGCCGUCUACAUGCCCGACGACCCGUAAGAGUACGGAAAAUGUGCUUUGUUUUUGUGUGACUUGGACAGACUAACUUAUUGCCCACUGUGAGGUUCCACUUUAAAAGCAGUGUUGGCGAUCCAAGCAUCAGGUUUUGGGAGAACUGCAUACUGGUCAACUUUUGUGCUGAGCAAAGAGAUAAAGCACUGCAAUCAUCUCGUCCACUGUAGAUUCUAAGGUCCGGGUCCUCUGCUAACACCUCGGCGUACACUAUACCGACAGGAAUCGGGGUUAAUGCUGGCAUGUUAGCUUACCCAUCAUGUCAGAUGAUAGUUGUAAAACAUGUUCUGUGUUUUGCACGAUUGGAUUUUUUUCACGCUUAAAAAGCCGAGUGGGUAGACACAUUUCACAUAACACAUUUGAUCCAUUGUUAAAAUCUAAAUAUCGAUCAGCGCAGCUUUAAAUAUUCUUGGCAAUCUUACCCAUACCAGUGAUGUGGUUAGCCUGCUUCUAGCUGAAAGGAUGGAAGCAGGGGGAAAACCACCACACUGUCUCGAUUUUAAAUUAAAAUACACACCUGUCUUAGUUAAACUUUGCCUAUGACAUAUUAAAAUGUCAAAAUUGAGUUUGAGGAAGCGUCCAAACUUAACGAAAAGCCUUACAACUAAUUAAUAAAAGGAGCACCUAAAAUGCGCACCGUUAGAGCCGCUACAGAUUCCCAUUCUCUCACUUACGCGGUAGGUUUUAAGGCUUCAAGUAGGUCGUAUCACGUGCGAUCGUGUCUAAAAGGGAAAAGUGUGCAUGGCCGUUCUGCAGGGCCACACCAAGAGCUCCAGGCAUCGAGUAGAGAAGCUUUCUUCUCGUAACCUUUUAAUAAAUGCCAGUUGUGAGAACUUGAGAGAGAAUUCCAACACGGAAGGUGACCAGUAGGACAGUCUUGCCGAAAACUGUGUCUUAGUUUGAGCUAAAGCUAAAAACCUGCUGCUCCACAAGCACAGUUCACCUCACCCCAAAACACCCAGUUUUUGUCAUCUUGACUGGACAUAUCAGCAGCUUCCCCCUAAGAUUCUUAGAACAAACCGGUAAGGACCCAUUAACCCAGGUGAUAGCCAGCCGGCCGCCGGAAUGAGUGAAGCUGUUGGGGAUUGGCACCAUCCCAGUUUACAUCCCACUCCCCCCACCCCCCAUCCUGCUUCUCCUCCCGACCUCCUUCGAGAUUAAGAGACUUCAACGUCGAGGCGUGGGAGACGGGGGCCAGUCCACCCCCUCCUCGACAGUUCACCAUGUAUGACCUCCGACAUAUCACGGCCCUACCACCCUCGUCCCCCUUUUAUCACGGAGAGAAGGACUGACACGUAUGCAUUGCUUCCAGUGUCACAACUAUCGGACUUGGAAAAUUUAUGAGUUAGAAAAGUUUUAAGAGCUGAAAAAAAAAGAAAAUGUCUCUUUGUAGGAUUAACCUUUUUUUGUUAUCUUUAUUUUGUUUUGUUUUUGGUUUUUUUUUCUUUCACAAAAAACAACAAAUGAUGAAAAAAAAGAGAGAAAGAGCAAAUUAAAUGUGGUGGAUAUGUUCCAAAACCAUCCUGGAAUCAGGUGUUGUAGUACUUUUUUUAAUUUGUCGAAUAGACAGCGGACACACACCAGAUGUUUACUAGCCUAUAGCGAUCGUGUCCCUCGAUUAUUGUUGUCAUUGAAUCAUUUGCUCUGUGUAGUCGAAUAGUGGCAUUCACUUUUUUUUUUAUCAUGGAAAAGUGUGAGGAAGACUGUGUCCUGUUCUGUCAUUUCUGUGUUUGAGUAAUAACACCUUCUCACUGUCUCGACAUCGGCUCUUCUGCUACGAGACUCCCGAGAGUCUUCUCCGUCCUCAACCUGCAAUGGUUUUAAACUAACUGACUCUCAGCCCUAAAAUGUGCAUUAGAGGCUGUCUUUUUUCCCUUAGCGGGAUGGGAGACAAUUUCACUAUUCAGCACGACUUGAACGGGACAGGGGAAACGAACAGGCUCAACAGGAACAAAUAUAAUAAUAGGUUAGGCGAUGCACCGAUCGAUCGGAUAACCUGAUACACGUUCUUCCCUAGACUAAUUUUAUAUGCAUUAAUGUCAAAAGCAAACGUGAUCUAUGACAAAAUAAAUCACAAUGCAGCUCCGUUGUAUUUAUGAACGUACAUUUUAGGAGACAUUGAAGUUCUUAAGCUAGGUGGUUUGCCCCUCUAAUAAAAUAUAAUGCAUCCUUUUGUUCAUGUAAAUAGAU
Molecule: messenger RNA, 4890 nt
Organism: Anoplopoma fimbria (sablefish)
Lineage: Eukaryota; Metazoa; Chordata; Actinopteri; Perciformes; Anoplopomatidae
Gene: carm1
Product: coactivator-associated arginine methyltransferase 1
Exons: 16
Coding region: 126-1910 (594 amino acids)
Biological process (GO): peptidyl-arginine methylation
Molecular function (GO): protein-arginine N-methyltransferase activity
Source: RefSeq, a predicted model, not a curated record